CAUCUUUCUCAUCCCCAACAUGAAGAUGAUUCUACGUAAAAGUCUUACGAGUCGUCUCGAAGAUGAAGACGAUUCUGCAUUUAUGUCAAACUCGAAGAUACACACGUGUUUUGAGUUUCCUUUUGUUCGGUUCAUUCCAGGAAUCGAAGUGUGGUUGGUUCAUAGAACCCAUCUCAAAGUGGAUGCAAUGCACACAAGGUGUUCGAUACAAUUCCCCAAUGGGUCAAAUAUUGGUUCCCGGUUGUUUUUUUUUUUCUCAUCACGUGACACUCACGUGGUAAAGCCAGCCUCUUGAUCCGUUGCUAUUAUAUUCUGUUAUCUUCCCGCUUCUUCACUCAAGAAGAAAAGAAAACAAAAACUCUCCAAGAAACCUACAAGAAUCCUUGAGAAUCGUCUUCUAUGGAGGGUACAGUCAUCAUGACAGACGACGAGGUCAGGAAACGCUUGAAAAAGGCUGACGCUCUCGAAGCCAAGGGAGAUUACAGCAGGGCCUUGGAGAUACUCGAUGAUAUCAUCUCAGUCUUCCCGGAAGACCACGAGAACUCAUUGCUUAUUCGUGUAAGAGAGGCCAACAUGUUCUUGCUUCUAGCGAAGAAGAGAUCCCAGAGCAACGACAUGGCGGUCACCUACUACUUGGCUGCUGCAGGAUGUUUUUUAGGAGACGCGCGGGUACCGGUACUUCGCACACAGAUGCUCAACAGACUGGGCAAGGCUCUUGGUUCGGUGUUCUAUUUCAAGAAAUGCAUCCGCAGUGGUAAAGAGGGUUUCGCUUCUGCUCUUCACCCAGUCGAGGACAAAGAUAAGGAAGAGAUUGAGCGUUUGAUCAACGAGUCUGAGCUGAUGAUCGCUGAGUCCAAGACUAGUCCGAGUAUAGAACACGGCAUGGAGAAAGUUUUUGAUUCAAAGAAUAGUCCAGAACCGCCGCGUGGGGAUAAGGUUGGGGAGUUGAGGUCGUUCUGGAUGGGUUUGGAUGUUAAGGCCAAGAGAGGUUUUAUGAAAGUAAGCGUUGAGAAGCUUAGGGGUUUUGUCGAGGGAGUAUAUAAAAAAGAGGAAGCAGAUAUUUUGAAAAAGGUUAUCGAUAUUGCUAGGAAACAGAAAACAUGGAUGUCCUGGGUGUGUCGUACUAAAUGUUCGGACGUGUGCUCUAGUGCUGAAGAGUGCAAGACUCAUCUUGAAGAUAAACAUGCUGCGGAUUUUAAACCUUCUUUGGAAGUGUAUAUGGUCAUGAGGAUGGGGAGAAACUGGGUUAAUAAGAUAAAGGAUGGGGGAUGGGAGCCGGUGGAUACAGUAGUUGCGGUUGAAAUGAUCAAAACUCAGCUUGAAGAUGUGAAAGCGUUUACGUCUACAUCUACAUAUAGGAAGAAGGGAUGGUCAAACGAAUGGCCUUUAGCUGCGGAUGAAGAGCGGAGUGGUUUACUCAAGGAAAUCAAGUUACUCCUUGUGUCGCUCUGUGAACAUCAGAUUCUCUCCUGCAGCAUUCGAGACUGCGUGAUGCGUUUUCCGGUUAAGCAUCUUGGAGAACUUGAAGUUUCAGAAGAGAGUCUUAAGGAUUGUCACCUAGUGGAAACACCACAAAGCAUCUGUUUCCUUGAACGUGAUGAGCUUAAAAAAAUCCGAGGUUUUCUAAAGAAGAUCAAGUGUGAAAGGCAUGAUGGCACAGAUCAUGUUUGCAGAGCAGUGGACAGUCUGUUGGAUCGUAUUCGAAUUAAAGAAAGUAUCGAAUUUGACGAGCAGUUUUCGUUGCUGCUUCUGGAUAAAAGACUGUUGAAAAGCAAUAAUGCUGCUCCAUUUGAUGGUGAUGAUGAUGGGAAAAUCAAACUCAUCAAGGAUCCCGAUAGUCACUACGCCAAGGCACAGUCUCAGGGAGAUGAUAUGAUAUCCUGGUUACUUGACUACGCAGUGGAUAAAAGAUUUCCAAAACCUAUCAGGGAACACAAUCUCGAUACAUGGGUGGCUGUUUUGAGAGCUAUCCAGUUCACAUGUAGAGCUUUGGGAUCCAAAUAUGCAAAGAAAAAGCAGGUCUUAGGUUACGAAGCAACUCUUACUGUCUUGGAGUUCUUGUGUAUAAAUGAGGAUGAAAGAAGAAAGAUUGCUCAGGAAGAUCAGUUGAACAGCUAUGCAUCUCUUCUCUGCGACAAGUUUGAAAAGAGAGUCCCUGAAAAUACGCCCACUGCAAAAUUGUUCUUGUGUGCAGUACGAGAUGUUGUUUUACACGAAGGAAGGCAUCUGACGUUUGAUAUUCCAAACUUAGAAGAUUGCAUGAAUCUUAUACGCGAGCGAAAAGGUGUCAGCAAUGAUACAGUGCUGGGGUCAAUUAACGUUCUGAAAUCAGUGGUCAACGAAAAGGUUCUGCUAAUCGAUGCAAAGAUAUUGCUGAUUGAUAAUUCAAGGAUUAGAUUGCUAAAGAACCUCACAAGGCUUUCUGCUUUUGACAACCGUUCUUAUAUGCUUCAUUUUCUGAAACCUUUCUUGAUGAAUGAGAUUGUAAAUAUGGAAUCAAAAGCCAAGUCAGAUGCAGCAGAUGCAGCACAAGCAGAUCUUUUACUCGAAGAGGAGAAGGUGUCACAGGCAAACAAGAAGGAAAAAGCUAAAAGCAUUAAGAUAACUUCAACGAGCAUGGUUAGUCCUGUUGAGAAGGUGUCACAGGCAAAAAAGAAGAAGAAAACUAAAAACACUAAGAUAACUUCAAGCUUGUCCACUCCCGUUGAUAAGACUGUUGAAUACAAACCUUCUGUCGACCUUGAAACGGGAGGUACAUCUCAAUCACCAAAAACGAUGGAAGAAGAUUCCAUCACCAUGGAACCAAAAGAUGAUGUAGCGAGUAAAACAGGUCCACUGGAAAUUUCAUCCACCAAGGACAUUCAAGAGGAAGCUACUGACGUUAACACUGAUGAUAUGCAAAACAUGACUGGAGAAGAUUCAGUCCCUGAAAAUUUGGAGUCAGCACUUGGAGGAGCUGCAGCUACAUACAAUUCAGCUCUUGACAUGACGCUAAAGGCCCUCGUGAGCAUAAAGGUUCUUAAAGAAAAUGUUCUAAAGUACAAUAAGCAACCAGUUGAUGACAACCUGGAAGAACAAGUUCUAUGUGCGCUACAAAGUUUAUUCACUGCUGUUGUGUCAGAGGAAAUAAAAACUGAGGGAAUCUAUCGUCUCAUCUUGAGAGACUUACUCAUGUCUUUAGAAGAAGUUAAUUCCAUGUCGAGUGGUGCUGCUGAGGUACUUGUAACCGUCCUUGAGUUUUGGCAUUGCUGGGAAAACUCAGAAAGAGAAAGCUUGGUGACUCGCCUUUUCACGUUGGAGGAAAACGAAAGUAUGAGUUGUAGAAAAUGCGGAAGGAAGCCAAAUUAUCCAGAGCAGAGUUCUUAUGGAAUUGUUAUGGCUGCAGAUUCAAUCAGAGACCUUAAGUGUGCUUUUAGGAAUAUGAAGUUUGUGGAUAUCCUUAAGGUGAUGCGCAUGGAAUUCAAAAUGUUAUGUGACAUUAAAAUUGGGGGCUGUGGAACAACAAACGUUGUUCAUCACGUUAUAACUACACGCCCACCUAUCUUCACAAUCGUGUUAGAAUGGGAGAAGAGUGAAACUGAAAAAGAAAUAUCAGAAACGACAGAGGCUCUGGAGUGGGAGAUAGAUAUCAGCAGGCUGUACGAAGGCUUGGAACCAAACACUAACUACCGGCUUGUGUCUAUGGUUGGUUAUGGUGAAGAAGACGGAGAACACAUCUGCAUGUCUUAUGAAAAGAACCGUUGGAUUAAUGUCAGACGUGAGUCUUUAGCAGGAGAGGUUGUUGGCAACAGCUGGAAGAAUGUGGUUAGAUUCUGUGGUGAAAGGAACGUUCGGCCAGUGAUUCUGCUUUAUGAAGCUGCCUGAUCCAUGAUGGCUUAGCAAGUGUGAAAACCCAAGCAUUGAUUGAUGUAAAAUAACAAUGACAAAGUUUCAAUUGAGAAAAAAGUUAUUAUCUCUGUUCCAUAAUCAAUGAUGAAACCCAUUUUGUAGGACUUUAAUUACUAAGAGAAUGAAAUGAUAAGACUUGUAAUCAAA
This is a messenger RNA of Raphanus sativus (radish), 4035 nucleotides long. RefSeq lists its product as uncharacterized. Gene Ontology annotation, molecular function: protein binding; cysteine-type deubiquitinase activity. Gene Ontology annotation, biological process: protein deubiquitination. The record is from RefSeq and is a predicted model, not a curated record. NCBI's taxonomy places the organism in Eukaryota, Viridiplantae, Streptophyta, Magnoliopsida, Brassicales, Brassicaceae. The transcript is spliced from 13 exons. Bases 400 to 3864 code for a protein of 1154 amino acids.